Ostrinia nubilalis (European corn borer) is the source of this 1919-nucleotide messenger RNA. Its product is annotated as juvenile hormone esterase-like. The coding region runs from base 34 to 1764 and encodes 576 amino acids. Gene Ontology annotation, molecular function: serine hydrolase activity. The record is from RefSeq and is a predicted model, not a curated record. NCBI's taxonomy places the organism in Eukaryota, Metazoa, Arthropoda, Insecta, Lepidoptera, Crambidae. The transcript has 6 exons.
CUGCUAAGGUUUAUUAUCUUACAGAAUUUCAAGAUGAGUGCCGCCAAACUAUUAUUAGUGGCACUAGUGUAUUUUUCUGCGUGCCACGCCGCCAUUCCGGAUCUAACUGGUUGUGAAGUGGCCGCCAAGACCGAGCAGGGGUAUGUGUGUGGGAGGAUCAGAAACGCCACCAAUGGGGCGAAAUACGCCAGCUUCAGAGGAAUGGAAUAUGGGACGCAGCCGCUAGGGGAACUCCGAUUCAAGGAACUGCUACCACCUCCAUCUUUUGACGGACUCUUCGACGCUACAGAGGCCGGUCCAAUUUGUGCGCAAGUGGAUGUUUUCUACACGCCAAAUAACCUCGUGGCUCCUCUGUCCAGCGGCGAAGACUGCAUCCGCAUCAACGUCCAUGUGCCGUACGACUACCUUCCCGCAAUCAACGCAACCAGCAACUCAAGCAACCUCCUGCCAGUCCUGUUCUGGAUCCACGGAGGAUCGUUCUCAUACGGCUCAGGGGACGCCGACGUGCACGGGCCUGAAUAUCUGAUGACCAAAGACGUUAUCUUGGUCACUAUUAAUUACAGACUUCACGUUUUCGGUUUCUUGAGCUUGGAUAACGAGUACAUACCUGGAAACAACGGGCUAAGGGACUGCAUCACAGCUCUCAAAUGGGUACAGAGUAACAUCAGGAACUUCGGAGGAGACCCUGGCCAAGUGACGAUAGCCGGGCAGAGUGCCGGAGGGGCCAUGGCUAGUCUGCUGUCUAUUUCACAUGCCACGCAAGGACUCUUCCAACGGGUGGUGGGAUUGAGCGGAGAGGCCAUUGCUAGCUUUUACAGUUAUUCGCAAACCUACGCGAAACUCAUCAAUGCCAUCUUCUUGCCUGCUGCUGGAAUAAACCCGCUUCAAACGCCAAAGAAGAUCUACGAGGACCUCGUGGCAGCUCCUCUAGAGAAUUUACUGGCGGGCAAUAAAGUCCUGCUGGACACGUUUGGUCUUGUGUCCUUUACUCCCGUUAUUGAGAGUGCACAACCAAAUUUCACGACUGUCAUACCAGCAUCACCAGAAGAUCUCUUGAAUGCUGGAGCUGGUAAAAACUACCCCAUGUGGAUCGGCUUCUGCAGUAAUGAAGCCGCAGACUUCAAAACGAGAUUGGAGGAGGUCAACAUAGAAACCAAAUUGAGGCUGCUGCCAUCAUUGACGUUACCACAGAACUUGUUGUUCUCAGCGAAUGCACUGACGGUGCCGGUUCUGACGGUGAAGCAGCUAGCGGAAUACUUCAAUGUGACUUUUAUUACUCUUGAGAAAUUCUUAGUGGCAGCGACUGACUCGUAUUACAAGUACCCAGGACAACGUCUAACUCUUAAGAGGUUGAGGGCGAACGCGUCGAACACUUAUCUAUCUGAGUUUUCGUACCCAGGAGAGAACAACAUCAGCGUAUUAAAAGACGCUUUGAACCAGACGUGGUCGGGAGCAGCUCACGUGGAAGACCUCACAUAUUUCUUCAGAUUUAACCACUUCCUUGGACCGCAGCAGGAGGACGAGUUGGCGUCUACUAGCGAAGCUAACAAAAUGAGAGCCAAGAUGACUGGCAUUAUCACCAACUUCGUUAUCAACGGAUCACCAGCUAGCUCCACCGACUGGCCGGCUACUGGUACGGACCUGAAGUUCCAGAACCUAGACUCGCCUGACCAGUUCAACUUCACCGAUCCGACUCCUUACAUGGAAGACAAGAUCACCUACUUCUCCAACUUGUAUAAUGUCGGUGGUCUCGGAUCUGUUUAAAGGCCAAAAAUAAUAAAGGCUACACAUAAUAAAGACUAAAAAUAAUAAAACCUUAAAAUAAGUAUUGAGACCUACUCCUAGCUCCAACGUGUUUUUGUUGGUGGUCUCGAAUCUGUUUAAAUGUGCAUUAAAAUAAAUCAGAGAAUGUUAUUUAA